CAUCACAGAGUGAGUUAUGGCGGACGGAGUACUCGCCGAGUCAUUUCAGAGGCGAAGGCGCAGAGAACGACAGCGGCAAGUGUAAUCAUUCCUCCUGUGUCUCCCUUCCGGAUCAAAGAAUAACAGCAGCGUUUCUUGAUGAGGGUGUUUCUUUCGCACUAUCGAGUCGGCAUCACAUGAUGGGGUGGUUCCAAUGGUACGGGCUACCGCCACCACCACCGUCACCAUCAUCACCACCACCAGCAACAGUAUGAUGAAGUCGUGGAGACCAGCCGCUCCCCAUCUACAGCGCAAGCAGCAGGGCGGCCACCGCCUCGAAGUUCUCCCGCACUCGAACAAUGGCGAAAAUUUUCUCUCAGGAGCCCAUUUUCCUGAUUCUGCAUUACCAAUCCACACACCGGCCGCACAGGGCCCUCAGUAUCUAGUAUCCAUUACUGAGCUUCCUACCGCUGCCGCUGCUGCCGCUACUGUUAGCACUACGACUGCGCGGCUUUCAACUUCCCUGCUGCACUCGUACAUGGGCGAUGGCUCCGAGUGUCAAGCAUGUUAGACCCAGAGCGGUACCCUGUGCGGGUCGUCCGACGGGGCCUCCGUUCAGGAGGUGUGUUUCGGAGGAGGCUCGCUACCGCCGCCACUGACAACAUGAGUUCCUUCUGCCCGGAAUGAGUUGUACGGAGUGUGUGCUGGUGGAGCCAGAUAUCCAAAGCGCAGAGGAGUUUGAGUGUUGUUCGGCCUCGUGUGGGGUCCAACGUGAUACCAUCACGGUACGGCUUGGAAUUAAACUGGGAUGGGGACGAGGGAGUCCUGUUGAGCGUGGAGGCGAUGAUGGGGAUGAUGCCUGUGUCUUCCUCCAGAGGUGAGCGAAAUGACGAUUGAGGCAAAGACACGAGGGGCGGUAUAUUCGCGAUCGAGAUAUUGGGCAACGACCUAUCCACCUCUGAGUCUUAUUGGGUUGCUCAGAGAGAAGAACAGAGAGCAGAGGUGAGCCUGAGCAAAAGGACAGAGGAGAGGAAGAGGCGAGGGAGAGGUUUUUGAGUACUAGGACCUUUCUUCCCAUUGCUCUGUUCAUCUUUCCCUUAGACCCUUCUGAACACCCAAACUCUGCGCGUAGUUUACUUGGCCUGCGCAUUGCUAUAUCAUACAGGUGAUCUAUUUGUAUACGUCGAUAACUCGUAUCCCAUAAC
Molecule: messenger RNA, 1184 nt
Organism: Cladophialophora immunda
Lineage: Eukaryota; Fungi; Ascomycota; Eurotiomycetes; Chaetothyriales; Herpotrichiellaceae
Exons: 1
Coding region: 194-550 (118 amino acids)
Source: RefSeq, a predicted model, not a curated record